AUUAGCUAAUGGCCCUCCAGAUCUGAGAUGCUGUUUACUGCAUCAGAAACUUCAGAUGUUAAAUUGUUGCAUUGAAAGAAAGAAAGCAAGAGAUGAGGGGAAAAGGGGAACCCUGUCUGAUCGUUCACCUGGUGGUACUUCUGGUGAUGCUGGAAAAGGACCAGACCACUCUGGAGAUAACCCUGAUAAGGAGAAAGAAUUUGGCAAGUCUUGGGAAUCAUGGAGUGACAGUGAAGAGGAGUUUUUUGAAUGUCUAAGUGACACAGAAGAUCUUAAAGGAAAUGGACAGGAAAAUGGAAAGAAAGGAGGAGCAAAAGAAGGCAACAAAGAGCCUGUAAACUUAAAACCAGAAGGUCGUCUGCAUCCACAUGGAAAGCUGACGCUGCUGCAUCCAGGAGAGCCUCUCUACAUUCCAAUAACACAGGAACCAGCACCCAUGACGGAAGAUUUGCUGGAGGAACAGUCUAAGGUACUGGCAAAACUAGGAACAUCAGCGGAAGGUGCUCAUCUUCGGGCACGCAUGCAGAGUGCCUGCUUGCUCUCAGAUAUGGAGUCUUUUAAGGCAGCUAAUCCGGGAUGUUGUCUGGAGGAUUUUGUGAGGUGGUACUCCCCUCGGGAUUACAUUGAGGAGGAAGUGGUUGAUGAGAAGGGGAAUGUAGUAAUUAAGGGCGAGCUGAGUGCCCGAAUGAAGAUUCCUAGCAACAUGUGGGUAGAGGCCUGGGAAACAGCAAAACCAAUCCCAGCCCGGAGGCAGAAGCGACUCUUCGAUGACACUAGAGAGGCAGAGAAGGUGCUUCAUUACCUUGCAGUUCAGAAACCAGCUGAUCUUGCGAGGCAUCUCUUGCCUUGCGUCAUCCAUGCAGCUGUACUCAAAAUAAAGGAAGAAGAAGCACUAGAAGAUAUAUCUUCAGUUAAGAAGAUUAUUAAGCAGAUAAUAUCCCAUUCCAGUAAAGUUUUGCGGUUCCCCAAUCCAGAGGACAAGAAGUUGGAAGAAAUCAUUGCUCAGAUUAUGAGUGUGGAAGCUAUCAUCGCCAGGGCCAGGUCUCUGAAAGCAAAAUUUGGGGUGGAGAAAUGUGACAAUGAGGAGGAGAAAGAGGACCUACAGAGAUUUGUAAACUGUCUCCUGGAGCAGCCAGAAGUAUCAGUUAUUGGUGCAGGAAGAGGACCUGCUGGUAGCAUUAUUCACAAGCUGUUCGUGAAUGCUCAGAGGCUGACUGAAUCUUCUGAUGAGGUUUCUGCAGCGCCUCCACUUGAUGAAGAAUUGAGGAGAUCGGGCUCAUCAGAGGAACGACGACUCAACGCAGGCAGCAUUUCAGAUUUCCCUCCGCCCACGGGCCGCGAGGUGAUUUUGCGCACAACUGUCCCCCGCCCUGCCCCAUACUCCAAACCACUGCCCCAGCGCAUGUACAGCGUGCUGACCAAGGAAGAUUUUCGACUUGCUGGUGCCUUUUCAGCAGAUACGACGUUCUUCUGA
Molecule: messenger RNA, 1474 nt
Organism: Pterocles gutturalis (yellow-throated sandgrouse)
Lineage: Eukaryota; Metazoa; Chordata; Aves; Pterocliformes; Pteroclidae
Product: rab3 GTPase-activating protein catalytic subunit-like
Exons: 10
Biological process (GO): positive regulation of GTPase activity
Molecular function (GO): GTPase activator activity
Source: RefSeq, a predicted model, not a curated record